AUGGUCGAUAGUAGCAUAAACCGGGAUGUUAUUUCUGAAAUUGACAUUAAAUCUCCGCCUAAUUUUAAUGUUGGAUCACCUGAAACCUUAAAUGGCAGAAGUUUACCACCUGCUGACGCUGUAUUGCCCAAUGUUGUGACAGGUACUGGUAUCCUUACUGGUUCAAACUUUGGUGGUAUAAACAUUGCUAAUAACAACAUAGAUGGUAUUAAUUCUGAUGUCGGUUCCGGAAUCAAAGGUUCAAAUACAAUCAAUGGUAUAAAUUCAUUGUCAACAAUAGAAAAAACUGGACAAACUAACAUUUUGAAAAUAAAUGACUUGAAAAAUGUAGAUGUUCCCGUGGGGGGUAAUUUGUUAAAUGGUUUGAAAAACGAUGCUGUAUUAUUGAAAGAUACGACUGUAAAGAAUAAUGAGCAUUUGUCUUCAUUUGAACCUGGUGGAUUAAUUGUUGGUCAAGACAUUGUUAUUCAAAAUACAAAUCAUGAAAAAGCAGCAUCUGGAAGAGAUGGCAUUCCAUUUUCUACUAAACUCGAUGGAAUAAGAGAAAAUUUGUUAAAAACUGCAGGUAUUAAAACUGCAAUAAAUGGAGGUUUAUCAAGAUUACUUGGACCUAAUAGUGAAAUUUUCUUUCCUACACUUAAUACAAAUGGAAAUGGAGCUUCGUCUUUUGGGUUAGACUCUGCUCUUGUAUUGAAUGGGAAUCGUCAAAAUGGUUUAGAUAUCACACACUUAGGUACUGUUAAUAUUGGGGAAGUUCUGAGAGAAGGAUUAACAAGCCAAAUUCCAUUUAUUAAUAACGAUUUUAAUGAUAAUGUGAUUUCUAGUACGUUUUUACCUGUUGCAAUUAGAAAUGAAAUAAAUAACAUAAAUACCGAUUGGGCUUUUCCUGGAGAUAGACCGAAUAAUAUAAAUACAGACUGGACGGUCCCUGGAAUUAACGAGUUAAAUAAAGAUGGAGCUGUCAUUACAAAUGGAAUGGUACUUACAAAGCUUGCAGAAUUUGUAAAGGUCAAAAACAAAGGAAAUACGAUUGAUUCGAACGUUGAUCAAAAUAAUGGAAGUUCUAUUCAGGAAAAAACCGUAAUACUUUCACAUACGAACAAAAUUCCGGAAAAAACUCUUUUUCAUCAAGUUUUACCAGAAUUUAUUCCUCCGAAACCAAAAAUCCCAGUUUCUCUCCAAAAAGUUCGUUUGGAGUUAAAAAAGAAAAAUUCACAGACUUUUGUGUUUUCUGAGCCAUUGCCAACUGAUAUUUGUUUAGGUUGUAAAAUGGAUGGAGGUGUUGGAUACACUAAUCAUCCCACAUCAUGUGACCGAUUCGUUGUCUGCUACCCAACAGAUGUAGGCAUCUUAAAGCCUGUUACCCAGCUUUGUCCGUAUGGUUUGUUCUGGAGUCAGUCAGCACUAACAUGUAAACUAACGAAAGACGUAUACUGUCCACAUGAGGUUUGUAAAUCCCAGGCUGACAAGUAUCAAUAUGCAAGCAAAAGAACAUGUAGGUCGUACUGGGAGUGUCAAGGUGGAGUCUCUGAACCACGGUGUUGUCCUUGGGGACAUUCAUAUCUUGAUGGGCGUGGCUGUAUCGAGGAUUCUACGUGUGAAAUUCCAGAUGUUGCUUGUAGUGUAGAUCAUAAAAGUCUUCUUAUCGAAUGGGGAGGUAUAUGUGACAAACGGCCAGUUCUGGGGAAGAGAAGUAUCUAUGAACGCAGAGAUGGGUCAAAAUGGAUCAAAGAAAAAUGUCCACCUAGAUGGACAUACCAGAUUGAAUUAUGCGAAUGUGCAAAAAUAUCCGAAUUAGUCCCUUCUAGUUAUACAUUUGAAGACCACACGUGUGUUCCUGAGAUUUACCUCCCUUUUACCAAUGAUUUCUCAGAUCAUUCAGGAAAUAAUGUGUAUGUACGUGUUGAUAAUGCUAGCUUAACUUCUGGAGCUGCCUGUUUUGAUGGAAAAAGUGCUAUUGCUAUUCCGGCUUUUGCCAACAUGGACUAUGGUGGUACAUUUCACGUACAUGUACGCUACAAACAUCGGGACGUAACAACUAAUCUACAGUCCCUUAUCUUCAAUGGAGAUUGUAACAAAAGUCCAACAUUAAUUAUAGGAACGAAAAUGUCCGGGAACCACCUUUCUCUGCUUACAAAUUUAAAUGAAGAAAAGAAAAUGUGGGUUUCAUCAAAGAGACCACUUACAGACUGGCGAGAUGUUUGGCUGAAGUUUGAGAGAGGGGAGUUAAUUCUACAAACAAAUGACCACACAAAUAUGGCUCCAUUGAAUGGAGCAAUUGCUAGAUCAGAAUGCGGCAUGAAGAUAGGGUGGGGUAAAGGAUAUGAUAAUUUCAUUGGUUGUAUUGACGAAGUAUCAAUACAUAGAUGUCAUCCAAAAGUCAAGUGAAUAAAUCAUGAUCCACAGGUAAAACUACGUCCAUCAAUGUCCAUCAAGGUCCAUCUGUGUCAUGUUGUGAUUGAUUUCUCUGAUUAUUUUAUAUCAUGAAAUAUAACUUAUUUAUUUGAUGUCCCACACUAUGAAUGAUUUAAA
Mytilus californianus (California mussel) is the source of this 2532-nucleotide messenger RNA. RefSeq lists its product as uncharacterized. The record is from RefSeq and is a predicted model, not a curated record. The coding region runs from base 1 to 2388 and encodes 795 amino acids. The transcript is spliced from 8 exons. Lineage: Eukaryota; Metazoa; Mollusca; Bivalvia; Mytilida; Mytilidae. Gene Ontology annotation, cellular component: extracellular region. Gene Ontology annotation, molecular function: chitin binding.